Messenger RNA from Sordaria macrospora k-hell, 1236 nucleotides. RefSeq lists its product as uncharacterized. NCBI's taxonomy places the organism in Eukaryota, Fungi, Ascomycota, Sordariomycetes, Sordariales, Sordariaceae. Gene Ontology annotation, biological process: transmembrane transport. Gene Ontology annotation, molecular function: transmembrane transporter activity. The record is from RefSeq and is a predicted model, not a curated record. Gene Ontology annotation, cellular component: membrane.
AUGGACCUUCCUUCCUCUACGGAGCGAUCACCACUCCUUUACCACGGUGGCUUCUUCCCCACGCACCCGCCCAUCGUGAAAGUCUCAGACCACGAGCAGCGGGCCGCAGCAUCUCAUCAACAGGAAGUGGAACACCAAGACCGAAUCUCCCCACCCGAGUCCGAACCAUGGACCCGCCCCGCCUUUCUAACCGCAUCCCUCUGCACCUCCUUCCUCAUCCUCUUCGCCAUCGCCGACCUUCUCCGCUGGGUCUCAACCACCCGCCUCCUCGAGCUCGGCAUAUGCCGUGAAUACUACCAUAACCAUACCCGUGACCAUUCAAGGUCCUCCAACAUCCCGAUCCCGGACUCCCCGGACUCCCCGGACUGCACCCACCCCGCAAUCCAAUCCCGCCUCGCCACCCUCCGCGGCACCCUCUCCGCCCUCGAAGCCUUUCUCUCUCUAUGUCUGACCCUCCCCUACGGCCUUCUCGUGCCCGCAUCCCCCGGCGGCGAACGCUCCCUGGCGGGCCUCAACGUCCUCGGCUACCUGUUAUCAUGUGGGUGGCUGAUGAUCGUCUGCUCCUCCUCCUACAGGUACCCUGACAACACAUUUCCCGGCGGUGUAAACACCACGAUAUGGGCGCCGGUAUUGAGGGUGUUGGUCGGGGGAGGAGCGCCGGUGCUGAGUAGUCUGGUGUAUGCGAUUGCUGCGAGGGGAGUCCCAAAGCAGAAAAGGGCGAGCGUGUUUAUGGUGUUUGUGGGUGCGCAACUGGGGGCUGGGGUGGUGGGCAUGUUGGGUGCUGCGGCGUUGUUGGAUCGGGGACGAGAGAUGGCGGCCAUGGGCUUGAAUUUCCCGCUUGGGGUAGGGUGUUUGGUGGUUUUGUGGUGCUUGCCUGGUUCGAGAAAGGGGGAAAGAAGGGGUGGAGGUGGUGGAGGUGAGGGAGAAGGAUUGUUGAAUGGUGGUGAAAGGGAGUCUGAUGGUGAUGGUGAUGUCAACAAACACGUCACCAUGACCUUGUCCUUGUCAUCGUUGUUGUCCUCCGGCAAGCGAAGCACCGCUGUUCUGUCUGAGCUACUCGCCCACGACCGUAGGGUUCUCGUCCUGUUGGCCACCAUCCCUAUAGCCAAGUGUAUCAACCCUGUCGAGGAGUUGAUGGUCCAGUACAUCCCGAAACGGUUCGACAUCUCCUUGGCCUCUGUAAGUUCUGCUUCUUCUUCUUCCACCUCCCCGUCCUCUAUACUCCUUUGUAUCUAG